CCUUCGAGUUACACGGGCGCAGCCAGGGAUUUUCAAAAACAAGGCUGAGGCUCAGAUAGUCUGUCAAACACGGAAACUCACAUUACCUACAAAUACGAUACCAGAAUUAAAAUGGUACAGAUAAGUCACAUCAAUGCUUCAUCUAUGGACACGCUCCAAAGUGCAGCACACCUUGACCCGAAGUGAACAUGCCUGCUAAGUUUCGACUUUCAGAAGCCAAAUAUGCCUCACUUGAUCAAUCCGGACCCAUUAAUCCUCCCUCUCUACCCCAGCGCCUCUAUGGGUCCAUCCUAUCCCUUCGUCAUAUCUGGCGAGAAGUCUUGAUAGUUUGUCUUAGCAGCCUUUGUACAGGACUCUUAGUAAACCGUAUCUUGGCUCCGCUGGAUGGUAGAGCACCCCAGCCUAAUCCAGAAUACGACACGACCUCAAACCAUGACCGUUGGACCCAAUUCCAAUGGACUACAGGAAUCUACAGCUCUUCGAAGCCCGAAGAUUUCGACGCCGUGAAUAAGGCCUGGGAAGAAGUCAUCCCAGCGUACGGCUUCGUAGCGGUUGAUCACGAAUGGGCUGUGGAGAACCACCUCCCAGCGAGCAUGAGUCUCCCAUCAGAUCCUUCGAAGGGAGUGUAUAUUCUUGAUGCGUGAGGCCGGCCUACCCCUCCAGCUGCUGCUUUCUCCACCCCCUGAUGUUUUCAAAUGAGCCUUUUUUCGUGAUACUGAGAACAACAAAC
Aspergillus vadensis CBS 113365 is the source of this 730-nucleotide messenger RNA. RefSeq lists its product as uncharacterized. The record is from RefSeq and is a predicted model, not a curated record. NCBI's taxonomy places the organism in Eukaryota, Fungi, Ascomycota, Eurotiomycetes, Eurotiales, Aspergillaceae. Bases 189 to 644 code for a protein of 151 amino acids. The transcript has 2 exons.